Messenger RNA from Penicillium nucicola, 2064 nucleotides. RefSeq names its product Rad21/Rec8 N terminal domain protein. Gene Ontology annotation, biological process: replication-born double-strand break repair via sister chromatid exchange; synaptonemal complex assembly; mitotic sister chromatid cohesion. Lineage: Eukaryota; Fungi; Ascomycota; Eurotiomycetes; Eurotiales; Aspergillaceae. Bases 1 to 2064 code for a protein of 687 amino acids. Gene Ontology annotation, cellular component: synaptonemal complex; cohesin complex. The transcript has 6 exons. Gene Ontology annotation, molecular function: chromatin binding; protein binding. The record is from RefSeq and is a predicted model, not a curated record.
AUGUUUUACAGCCACGAAAUCCUCACAUCGUCCGAACAUGGCGUCGCCACAAUUUGGCUGGUUGCGACUCUAGGAACACGUUCCUUGUCCAGAAGACUCAACCGGAAGACUAUUCUUGAGGUGGACGUCCCAAAUGCCUGCAAGGUCAUCACAAAUCCGGAUGCACCGAUGGCACUGCGACUGCAGGGAAGCUUGCUAUACGGCGUCUCCCGAGUCUACAGCCAACAAUGCGGUUACAUUCUCCUUGACACACAAACGAUGCACGAUAACAUGAUCGCCAAGCUGAAGAUCAUAGCUGGAAGUGGCCUUGACCCUACAGCUGGGCAGACAAAACCAAGCAACCUCAUUCUACCUUACGAUCCAGCCUUCCUUCCCGAGACAGGUUUACCCGGUCUAGACAUCGACCUGUCUGUCUUGAAUGGCACAUUCGAAGAUACUUCAACGCAGCUGAGUGGUCUGUGGCUCAAAUCGCCCAACGAUGGCUCCUGGGGUGUUUCGCCUGUGGGCAGUUUGCAGAUAGAAUUGCCAUCUGAUGAUAUGCUCGAAGAGGAAAUUAUUCUGGCCCUUAAUGAUGCUCAAGGUUCUACACAGAAGAAGGGCGUGUUUGACAUUAUUGAUGGUCUGGAACUAGGAAAUGAUGAAGGAGGUCUUCUUCAGGCUGAUUUCGAGUUUGAUGAAGAAGGAAAUCUUGUAGAGCUUGGUUCGAGGGGAGGCUCACUCAAGCCACAGCCGAAGCCGAAUGUCGGACACCCUGCUCGUGAGGGCCCAGGUAUGAGUCUGGAAUGGGAUGAAGAUCAGAUGCAGUUCGAUACCAAGAUUCCUGUAUUAGCUGGUGAUGAGAACAUGAUGGAGCUGGAUACUGAGAUCCGCGCAGAGAACAACUUCGAAGGAGUGGAAGGCCAUGAUCAGACAAAAGAGACGGUUGAAAUCCCAGCCGUGGGAGCCAGACGAGUUUGGCGCCAAAAGAAUAUCGCUAUCGAUGAAAACACGGCGCUUCGGAAUGCGACAAUGGCAGAGUGGAAUAACGAGUACAUUGCAAAGAUGGCUCGAGCCACGGAGCAAAAGAUGCGGAACAAGCUGCCAACCAUUUCGAAGAAAAAUGCCGCGUUCUGGGUCUUCGGCCAGGGAAUCGGAUCUGUGGGUGUGCAGCUGGGCAGGUGGAAUAAACUACAUCCCCUCAAUCUGUACUCGGGCGAAGAGCUCUUCGACACAAUCAGCGGAUAUCCAAAACAAAACAGAAGAAAGCGUGCUAACGACGACGAAGACGACGAGCAGGGACGACGAGUCCGCAACAAGACAGAUGAAGAAGCGGAAUACCUCAGCCGUGAGAACCUCGACCGUCUCAACAGAGAGGUUGAAAUGGGUCGUGAUGCACCAUCCAGUCUAUUCGACGACCAUUCAUCCCAGAUGCCAUGGAACAUCACAGCCUCCAUCCAGAGCUCCCGCCACGGACACCGAUACGGCAGUGCCAGCGAGCUAUCAUCUCGAGCUUGCAAUGGCUCCCUCGGCCCAAGAGCUAGAGGACAAAACCGUCUCACAAGCGCCAGUCCCCUAGCCAGCCAUGGCUAUCGCGCCGGCCAGGAAGUGCUCAGCAGCAUGGAUCUACUCGGUGAUUUCGGUGAUGAUCUCGAUCUCACCCGGUAUCUCGAAGCUGAGCUUGCAACAGAUCGCGAGACUAUCGGCACUAUUUCCUCCCGUCGGAAUACUAAAUUGAAGCGUGCUACAUUGAAUCUCGAUCGCGAAAGCUUGAAUUUCUUUGAGUUCAUCAAGAGUAAGCUAGAGAUCAAACUUGAUGAUGAGGAUGAACAAAGUAUCGGGGGAAGUCCUGGUAUUUCCUUUUCUGGCACUCCGCCGACCAAGACUGGUCAGACUACAUUUUCAUCUCUUCUUCCGGUUGCGAAUACCACGCGCGCUGUCGCAACUCAGGGAUUGAUGAAUGUCCUCACGCUUGCUACAAAGGGUGUGCUUCGUGUUCACCAGUGCCCUUAUAUUGAUAUCAGCACUGAUGGUCUGGGAGUGUGCUAUCGUUACGGAGAGAUUCUCCUGCGUCUCUCUGGAAUGUGA